GCCGCCUGCUGGCAGUUGAAGUUCUCAAUGACUAAGCUCCAGCGAAAACUCCCUGAAUCAGGGCUUCUAGCCUAGCUGUCUUCUAGGUCUCUUGCCUCUAUAAUUUUCUAUGCUUCACUUCUCGAGUAGUAGCGUCGGUAUAAUUUGCUUUGUUCUCCAUCGAGAGGGGAAUGAAGGUCUCGCGGUGCGAGAAUAGGGCAGGGAUAGUUUAUCGGAGAUGCCAGCUCAUCAUCCCAUGAUAGUAAAUUCCAGAAUCGAGGGGAAAUUAGCUGGGGGAGUUCGAGGGGUCGUUCUAGGGCAGCCGUCGGAGUGGAGGACUCAGGUCCGCGCUUGAGUUUGAGGAUAGGGAAAAUGCCUGAUAACUUUCGAAAGCGCUUGAGCCAGCUUUUGAUAACUUCACGAGCGUUCGUGUUUCGUCACUCGAGCUUACGCAUAAGGCCGAGUUGAGCAAACCCGAGGCUUGUGGUUCGUGGUUCGUCGGUUUCAAGAAGGUUUGACCGCUUCACGUUCGAGCGAGUGUCGGUCACGGCGUGUUUUUGCGCGCUUCGUCAAUCGAUCAGCGAUGAUACACACGUACGGCGAUGACAUUAGACGACCGCGCGCGCGCUCUCACACGCAUAAGUAAGUCGGAGCCGCGAAUCAGCGUGCAACAGCCGUCAAUGCUGAUGCUUCACUCGAAAAUCCUACAGCAACAGCAGCAGCAGCAGCAGCAGCAGCAGCAACAACAACAACAAGGAGAGGAUAACGAGCCGAAACACCUCCUGUCGCCGGACAGUCUACCAGAUGGCAUGUCGGCCGUACGAUCCAUGAUGAAUCCAGGAAUCGACGGUCCUGGGAGAAGCGGAACACAAGGGGGAGGAAUAGCAGGUGCCGGCGGCUUGAGUCAACGGCUGACCGGUGGUAUUCCGAGAUCUAGCCGGUCGACUGGCGGAAUUGGAACUGCUAUUAGCGGGGGAAAAGGGGGAAGGAGUGGCGGAACAGUAGGGAUGACCGCCGUUGGCGUAGGGGGCUCCGGUGCUGCGAAUGAUACCGAGGAAACAAGACUUAACGAUUUAUAUGGAAACGGAGGCGCUUUUGGCGAAGAGUGGGGAAUUGCCGAACCUGGCAAGCUGCCUUCGGACGGAGAAGCAUCCGGUUUCAUCUCCAAACCUUCGGCUUUGAUCCGAUCCCAAACCUUGGACGAAGAGGCGCUAUGCGGGGAGGACGACGACCCUAACGCAGGCUCGGAAUCCUCCCCAAUCAGACCGUCCGGCCCGGACGGCUUGGUCCGGAGGCCGCGACGAACGGAGCGUUCAAGUACGGGUCCUAACAGGCCCGGAACAGGCUCGUACCUCCCGUUAUACCGACAGGGUGGGGUUCCCCGAAGCGCAUCGCACGACCCGACAGGUCUAUUCGCGCAAAGGCAGCUUCACGCCGCGGGGGCGCACGGGCAGGAGGGAAUGGAGUGGGAAGAAGCGCUUAAAGACGGCAGCGGCGGGGUUGGCAGCGGGCCGAGCGGCGGCGCAGCGGGCUUCUCGCGGAGCAACAGCGGAGGGGGGGCUGCGGGCGGGGGAGGAGGAGGGAGCGCGCGAGGCAGCGGGGGAGCCUCGGGAAUGCCGAGGUCGGCUCUAGGCGGGGUCGGUGCCGCGUCGUUUUCCAGCCAGGGGAAGGCGGUAUCUGGGGCAGGGCGAUCAAUGAUGAUGCCGCCGCGCAACUCCUCCGUCCCCACGUCCAUCGCCGCCGCCCGCGGGGCAGGCGGAAGCGGAGGCGGAAGGCAGCUCCGCGCGUUCGCGUCCGCCGCGCCAGGGCGCAUGGAGGGGGGAGUUUCCGCCAGCAUGGGGUCGGAGCUGGGUCGGCGCGACUCGUACAAUCUGAUUCUGGACCAGUUUCUGUCAACGGAUGGACACGGGGGGGGGCUAGACUCCCCCGAUGCGGGGAAGGGGAGGGACGAGCGGAGAGGGGCAGCGGGAGGUGGCGCACUUGCGGAGCUAAAGAGGGCGCUAACCACGGGGGUGGCGCAGAGAGGGGAACGGGGGGUUGCCGUUGGCGGGAGCUCGGCGGAUAUAUUGGUGAUAGAGAGUGGCGGAGAUGGUGUUAACGCGGAUGAGAGUGUGCACGGGGGUAGGGGGAUACAUGGGGCGGUUAGCCUUCACGGGAGCAACAGCUUCCACGGUAACCCUAGCGCUUGUAACAGUAGUUUUGGCACUAGUGCUGGUGGUGCUGGUGGUGUUGGUGGUGGUGAGGGCGUCAACACAGCAGCAAGCCCCCCCCCCUACGCCUUGCAUCACCGCGCCUCUGUGCACUUCCCCCGGUCGUCUAGUGACAGUGGCAGAAAGUCUUCUAGAACUUCUUCCCCUAAUCGAGUCAGCCCCAACAGCAGCCCCAGCCGCGGGGUCGGCCCCAUAGGCGCAUCUAACCUAGCGCCUCUCCCGCCCUUCCCCCACCAUCAGUCAGACGGGGGGGCGGGGUUGGGUAUGGGGGCGCAUGGCGCGGCUAGCAGCUGGACUGGAGGGAUGGGGGGGGGUGUUGUGGGGGGGGUUGGCGGAGGGGCGGGGUCCGGGUUUAGCAGCAGCAGUAGCGGGAAUGGGAGCGGCACGAGUGGAUUUGCAGGGGGAUCUGGCAGCGGGGGCAGCAGCAGCAGUGGCGGCGGCGGCGGCGGCAGCAGCAGCAGCAGCAGUGGGGCGAUUCCUCUGAGCAGGAGUAUCGGGUCUGGAGGUGCCCCGGGAGGAGGGAGUGGCGGUUCUGGAGGGUGGGAGAAGCCAAGAGGGGUGUCGCCAACCAAAGGGGUCGGAUCUGUGCCUCCUGCUGCUGCCAUAGGAGGUGUAGCAAGUGGUGUAUCAACGUCCAAUAGCCCCCUGCGCAACCCGUCUCCCUCCCGCCGAAGCCACUCAACAGGUGGCUCCACCGGAUUGGGUAGUUGGAGGAGCAGCAGCAGUGGCGCCAGCAGCAGCGGAGGGUCGGGACUUGGAAGAGGGGCCAGCGCUGGCAGCAGCCACAGCGCCAGCUUUCCUAUAAAGCCGUCCUCUGGCAGCCCCCCGUUAUUAUCACAACAGGCACAGUCACAAUCGCUGCAGCGGCAGCCGUCCUCUGGCAGCCCCCCGUUGCAGCGGCAGCCGCUGUUACAGCCGCUGCCACAGCCGCAGCCGCAGCUCUUGAGAUCGGCAGCAGGAGGGGGUGUGCCGGUGGGAGGGGGCUCAGGCACAACACACAGGCGGGGAAAGAGUGAGUACUCCCUCAGCUCGGGGCAGAAACUGGCGCGGCAAAGCUCUGGCUCUGUUACAGAUGUUGAUGGUUACGGUUACAGUCGUUCGGGCAGCAUAGAUAGAUCUGCUUCUGGUGGCGCUGACGUGGCACAAGAUGGGGGCGAUGGGGACUCGGAGCACGGGCAGGUGAAAGGGCAGCGGAAAUUUCAGGGGCAUGCCGGCGGGGGGAGUGGGGGCGGGCGGCAACUUCACAGGCGUUCUAGUAGCGAAAAUGAGUGCGCUCAAAAAGGGGGAUCGGAGUCUAGGGAGGGGGAGGACGCGAGGAGGGGGGUCAUGGGGGAGGGAUGGGCGGAUGGGCAGGGGGAGAGGGGGAAGGGGGGGAGAAGGGAGAGGAGAGAGAGUGGGGGAAUGCAGGGUGGCGGUUGGGAAGAGGAAGGCACGGAGGGAGGGGAGGUACUUGGCGAAAUAUCCUUUGGGAGGCAAAAGCAGGUAGCGGUGGUAGGGGGAGGCAGUGGAGGCAGAGGGGGAGGGGAAGGUGUAAGGGGAGAGGACGGAGACGGAGGGGGGGAGGAGGAUGUGAGUGACUCUGGCAGUGUGGUGGAGUGGGCUGUAGCGGGCUCGCCGCAGAGCAUCUCGGCUGUAGCAGGGGCGGCAGAUAGGGCAAGAGGAGGAGGAGCAGGAGCAGGGAGGGAAGCGGGAGAGGGGAGGGAAGAAUCACCACCUGGAGAAGGGGCUGCUGACGGCAGAGGCAGCGGUGGAGCAGCAGCAGGGGGAGGAGGAACAGGGGGAGGCGCACGUUUAUCUGCAGCAGAGGGGGAGGGCGCACCUGGUGCAGGCGCAUCUCAUCUCGGUUGGGGCGGCUUUCCGCGUCCGAACCUCGAAAUCGCGAGCCUGCAGUCGUUUUCAGACGAGGAAAACAACAGCAACCGCAGCAUUGGCAGCGGGCAGGGUAUGGGAAGCACUCAGAGCAGCUUGCUAAAUAGCAGCCUGGGGAAGGGAGGGGGCGGACUCAGCAGCAGGAGGGAAACAGGGGGGACGGGAGAACCGGGAAGGGGGACUGGAGGGGGAGGAAGGCGGGGUGAGGGGAGCCGGGGGAAGGGGACGAGGGGGGUGCGGUUCUAUUCUGGAUUAAAAUCUCCUCUGGCUAGAAGAGCGUCGGUGUCUGAACGGGUGGAUACGCCUAGAGGUGUGGUGCGGCGAGGUGGGGUUGUGAGGGGUGGAAAAUGGUUCAGAUGCCGGCGAUGCUGGAGGGAGGAUGAAGAGAGGGGUGGGGAUGAUGAAGGAGUGGAAGCGGAGGAGGGAGAGGAGGGAGAGGAGGGAGAGGAGGGAGAGGACGAGGAGGAGAAUGACGAGGGGAGUGGACAUGAGGGGGUAGAGAGGGAAGGAAGAGGGACGAGACGGAGCAAAGGGGUUACGAACGGCCAGAAGCGGUAUGGGAUGCAGCGGCAGAAGGCAGGGCGGAGAACGAGGAGGGAGGGGGCGUGGAGAGGGGAGAGUGCGAGUGGGAGUGAGGAUGAGAGUGAGGGGGGAAUGAGGGUCUUCAAUGUGUUGCGGCGGCCCAUGAGGGCAGUGGGCAAGCAGUAUGCGCUGACUGCGGACGACUGGCUUGACUACGCCCCUCCUGGAGAUGGUCUACUGAGGAGAUGCAUGCACCGCGUGUCAGGGAACCUGCUGACGUGCCGCACUAUAUCCAAGCAGAGCAUCCAGACGCAGCAGCAAGCGGAGGCGAUUGGACUGGAGGUGGCGGUGCUGGAGGUGCUGCAGCCGCAUGCAGCCGUCAUUGGGCUCAGAGACAAGUUCGAGAGCCUCACGUCUGUGCACCUCAUUCUGGACCCCAUCGCCCGCCUCUCUCUGCACGACCGCAUUCGCCUCCACGGCCCGUUCCCAGAGAGCGAGGCAGCGGCGCUCUGCCACGCGCUGCUGCAGGCGCUGCAGCACUGCCACGCGCACGGGGUGGCGCACCGGAAUCUAACGCCCCACGCUGUGGUCUUCCCAGCUAAUGACAGCCCCAUGGAGGACGCCAGACUGAGCGGGUUUGGGUCUGCUGCAUUUAUCACCCCAGGAGUGCCCUUUACUGACCCUGUAACAACUCCCUUGUUCGCAGCACCAGAGGUGUAUGAGGGAAUGUAUGGCCCCCAGAUAGACUUAUGGUCCCUGGGGGUCAUUCUCCACAUGAUGGUGUGCGGCGUGCCGCCCUUCUGGGCGCCCACAAAGGCUGGGAUCCGCCGCGCGGUGCAGCAGCAGCAGGUGGCGUUCACCUCGCCCAGGUGGAGAGAGGUGUCGGAUGAAGCCAAGGAGCUGGUGCAGUUGCUGCUGGAGAAGGACCCCUCGGACCGGCUCACGGCUGCUGAAGCUCUCGAGCAUCCACUGUUCACAAGCGAUGGCGGGUCAGAUGCGGGAACACCAUGACCAGCAAGCAAGCACUACAGUUGUGGAGCUAUCCAUAUGUGGACUACACCUGGAGUGUACUACCGCGCCUAACUCUACAGAUAGAGAAGCAGCCAACCUCACAUGGAGCUGACAUCUAAUCUAACCCCAUAAUGCAGCAGAUGUGCUGAACUAGUGCAUCAUUUGUAUUACAUUUAUACGUACCGGUGCAUUCAAUUGAGAAAUAUUAGCAGUCCAAACAUGUUCUAUGAGGC
Molecule: messenger RNA, 5824 nt
Organism: Closterium sp. NIES-67
Lineage: Eukaryota; Viridiplantae; Streptophyta; Zygnematophyceae; Desmidiales; Closteriaceae
Source: the annotation of a GenBank genome assembly